Molecule: messenger RNA, 1587 nt
Organism: Myripristis murdjan (pinecone soldierfish)
Lineage: Eukaryota; Metazoa; Chordata; Actinopteri; Holocentriformes; Holocentridae
Gene: hmgcl
Product: 3-hydroxy-3-methylglutaryl-CoA lyase
Exons: 9
Coding region: 38-1054 (338 amino acids)
Biological process (GO): ketone body biosynthetic process; L-leucine catabolic process
Molecular function (GO): hydroxymethylglutaryl-CoA lyase activity
Source: RefSeq, a predicted model, not a curated record
CCGGACGACGUGACGUCACAACCGAGGCUGGACUGUCAUGGCGGCUGUAAUGAGACUUGUCAACAGAAGCACUUUAAAGCCCAAAAUGGGUCACCAGUGCCUAGCCUUCUCCUGUUCUGCCGCUGUGGCCAAAGCAGUUGGUGGGAGUGCCAGUAAAAAUCUCCCGGAGAGAGUGAAAAUAGUGGAGGUGGGACCAAGGGAUGGUCUUCAGAAUGAAAAGACCAUUGUUCCGGCCGAGACCAAAAUCCAUUUGAUUGACAUGCUGUCAGACUCAGGGCUUCCAGUCAUCGAAGCCACCAGCUUUGUCUCUCCCAAAUGGGUUCCACAGAUGGCAGACCAAGUGGAGGUGAUGAAGGGAAUCAGUAGAAAACCUGGAGUGUCGUACCCGGUCCUCACUCCCAACCUAAAGGGCUUCCAGGCAGCUGUGAAGGCAGGAGCCACAGAAGUAGCCAUAUUUGGUGCUGCAUCUGAGCUGUUCAGUAAGAAGAACAUAAACUGCUCAGUGGAUGAGAGUUUGCAACGCUUUGAGGAGGUCAUGAAGGCAGCUAAAGAGGCUAAUGUGCCUGUCAGAGGUUAUGUGUCAUGUGUGCUUGGAUGCCCGUAUGAAGGCAAAGUAGCGCCUGGAAAAGUUGCACAUGUAGCGAAGCGUCUGUACUCCAUGGGCUGCUAUGAAAUCUCACUGGGCGACACCAUCGGAGUGGGGACUCCAGGUGGCAUGACUGAGAUGCUGGAGGCAGUGAGCAGGGAGGUGCCUGUCAGUGCCCUGGCAGUCCACUGCCACGAUACAUACGGCCAGGCCCUCGCUAACAUCCUCAUAGCUCUGCAGAUGGGCAUCAGUGUAGUCGACUCUUCAGUAGCUGGACUGGGUGGUUGCCCGUACGCCCAGGGUGCUUCUGGGAAUGUUGCCACAGAGGAUGUGGUCUAUAUGAUGCAUGGACUGGGCAUUCACACAGGAGUGGACCUUUCUAAGCUAAUGGAUGCUGGAGCUUUCAUCUGUCGGUCCCUGAACAGGAAGACCAACUCCAAAGUGGCCCAGGCCACCUGCAAACUGUAGGCUAAACCCAAACACUGGACCAUCUCAUUGAAUAGCCACAUCCACUUGCAGCCAUCAUCUAUGUUUACUUCUGCCUAUUGUGGAUUUAAUUUUAUUCAUCAUGUACUGGUAUGAGAAUUUAUUUAAAUAUUUUGAUGGUACAGACCCUUCCCUUCGAUUUGGUUUUAUAAUUGGCAUAUGAAAGCAUUGCUGGAAUGGUGCCUUAUGUACAGUCUGUCCAAGUUGUACUCCUCCCGCCUCUCACACCCAAUGCCUUGACCAGAAUACCGGCUUUUAAAUAGUCAAAUCCAUGGGCCUUUGGGCAAAUUGGUUUUGGGCUUACAGUAUUUUCUGGGAAUUUGAUAAGCCAAACUGUAGACAUAGCCUUAUUAUUAAGUGGGAUAACUCAUGAAGGGAAAAAUGAUAAAGCCACAUAGUGUUUGUGAUGUUUGAUUGAUCAUGUGGGGAGUAUGCACAGCCUUCAUUUCUAAAUCUAAAACUGUGUGACCAGCCAGUAUCAGUAGUUAAGGGAUGGAUUAGGUCACUGGUUAUGU